This is a messenger RNA of Schistosoma turkestanicum, 468 nucleotides long. The record is from the annotation of a GenBank genome assembly. Lineage: Eukaryota; Metazoa; Platyhelminthes; Trematoda; Strigeidida; Schistosomatidae.
UCGAGCGCGAAGAAAUCAAAUUGGUUUACACUAGCUCGUGAAAAAGAUAUUGGAUAUAUAUUGGAUAUUGGAUAUUGGAUACACAGCUCGUGUUGCGCACGUGACAAAUUAUUAACGAUACAGUGUGAACAAUGGACGUCGCAAUGAAUAAUCCUAAACCUUUUCUCAGUGGAAUAACUGGGAAGCAGGUCAUUGUUAAACUGAAGUGGGGAAUGGAAUAUAAAGGGUACCUUGUUUCUGUAGACAGGUAUAUGAACUUGCAACUCCACAGCACGGAUGAGUAUAUUGACAAUUGCCAUACUGGGAGUUUGGGAGAAGUUCUGAUCCGAUGUAAUAAUGUUCUGUAUAUCAGAGAAUGUGAUGAUGAUCGGUUAGACACUAUGUAAAAACCUAAGGUGUGUAUAUUGAAUAAUCGUACACGUAUUGUACUUUUCUGUUUGUCCCCUGUAAUAAAUGAUUCUAAUAUUU